Pseudogymnoascus verrucosus is the source of this 1997-nucleotide messenger RNA. RefSeq lists its product as uncharacterized. The record is from RefSeq and is a predicted model, not a curated record. NCBI's taxonomy places the organism in Eukaryota, Fungi, Ascomycota, Leotiomycetes, Thelebolales, Thelebolaceae. Bases 295 to 1665 code for a protein of 456 amino acids. The transcript is spliced from 3 exons.
ACCUCUUAUUUACCUUUCGCCGCUUAGUCUUAUCGCCCCUUUUUUUGGUGCUACGCCGCCUUGCGCUUGGCUUGGCUCCUGCGCCAAAUAUUUAUAGCAUUUCCGGCCAGGUUCCUAUCCACCCCCGUACAAGCAGCCACAUUUGUCGGCCAACUGUUCCAACCUCACUCCCCACGAAUACCCCGAGACUCAAUGCGAAUAGCUAGGGGAUAGCUACUCUGUUAAUAAUCGCCACGAGUCGAUCAUCACGAACACCCCUCGGUGACGGUUCUCUCAGAGAGCCUCGUUGUUCGAAUGAACCCAAUAUGGCACAGUAAGAGGGUGCAGCGCAGCGCCUUCUUUAUUUUCAUUUUCAUUGCUGCGAUUGCGCUUUUCGCCUAUGGCGGCGACAACUUGCCCUCAGCGUCGGGGGUGUUCCGGUCUGGUUCUCUCAGUAAAGGCGAAAAGGAACAAAAAGCAAACGAGCCAUUGGGGCCAAAUGUAGAACCUCUAUACUCCGGGUCCGAAUACGACACCGAGCAUAUGCCCAAGAUCCCCGAGACACCACACACUGGACAAGGAGCAGCAACAGUCGCACCGGGACUCGACCCCAAGCGCAUUGCGUUGAUCAUCGAGACGCGCCCCACCAACGUGCUCCCCCCGCUCCUCACCCACUUCAUCGCAACUCUCCCACCCGCCUGGGUCGUCAAGCUGGUUGGGUCGCAAGAAGCCUUCGCAGUGGUGCACAAGUCGUAUUCCCUAAAGCAACACAUCGCAUCGAAGAAGCUCCAGCUUCAAGAACUACCCUCAUACUACCCCGUCGACUCGUCUGAGAGCAUCUCCCAGACACUCACAAAUGUCACAUUCUACUCCGAAUUCCUCGCUCCGGCGGAAUGGGCCCUCUUCUUCCAGACCGACUCGAUUAUCUGCUCCGCCUCCGAGCAGAACAUCGACGACUGGGUGGCAAAGGGCUACGACUGGACCGGCGCGCCGUGGAACGGAGAUGUCCCCGGCGGCAACGGCGGGCUCUCCCUCCGCCACAUCCCCCCUAUCAUCGAAGUCCUCAAGAAAGACUCCCGCGAACCAGGACAUCGGCAAUGGGAGGAUACAUGGGUGUGCGAGCGCCUGAAGAACGCCGCUCCAGCCCAGGAGGAGAAAUACUUUAGCGUCGAGUCCCUGUACGUCGAGAGACCCCUGGGAUACCACAUCCGCGGCUCCGGUAAACUCCAAGACCCUAUAGUCUGGGGCAAUGCGACUCGCAGGCGCCAGAUCUUCGAUUACUGCCCCGAGACGAAGAUUCUCCUCGGCAACAUGAAAAUGAUGUCUAUGGACGACGCAGCUGAUCUUAAGAAGGAACAAGCAGCCGACGCAGAGAAAGCAAGAAAGGAUGCAGAGGAUGCCAAAAAGGAAGCAGAGAAGCCGAAGACCGAGGAGAAGGCAAAUACCGAGGAGAAGCCAAAGACCGAGGAGACGCCCAAGGCCGACGACGCAGCAGCUGCGUCGGUGAAGGAUAAGAAGAUCGCAACAGACGAUAAGAAGCCGGCGACAGAGGGAGAGAAGAAGUCUUCUAGCACCACCACAGCGGCUGCGAGCACGUCCUCCGCAAAGGCGAAGGAGACGACGAGCCAGACCUCUGCAGCGAAUCCUGCGAAGACGAGUGGCUCGACUGAUUACGCCGACUCGUAGAUGACACUGGUUGGUGUUGUAUGUGGGUGUAUUAGUAGGGAGCUUGCUUUUUAGGUGUCGGAGGGGCUGGGGGUCUGUGUUAGUAUAGUGGGAAGUAUGUGUAUAUCAGAAGGAUAUUUGGGACGAUUAUCUCUAUAGUCUUGAUAGCGAAUUAGCAUGAUUACAACGCCUGAAGCUCUGGGACUGAGUAUCGUUCCUUUUGGUAGUGGUGAUUAUGGCCUAUGUGAUAACACAUGUUGGUCUAAAGCUUGAAGAGGAACUAUCCUAAUCUGCUACUUCGCCACAAUUAUCAACUAUCCCCGUACAAUAUACAACAUACGGCCAAUGAAGGC